AGAUUGGUUGCGCUCAAACCGUAGGAGCUUAUUUGGUAGGGUGAGAGCGACUUUUGGCGGAGACGCUGACAAUUUUGGGCUGACUUGUCCAAAACCCGGCUUGGUGGUCCUGAAAGAAGGAUUGAACGAUGAGGGUUCUUGUCGCACAGUUAACCUUGUUGGGGCUCUGCCUUUCUCCAGUCAGCUACAGCUUCUCCGUUUCCAAUCUUCCGCACUAUCAUAACCUAGUGCUGCGCCCUAGCUCAGGCUCCACGAUCUGCACCAAGAUGCCCUCCGCUGCCAACGUAUGUCCCAACCAUUGCAGGGCAAAAGCGGUGUCCGCGUUCCGGGACUGGAUGUGUUGCAAGAAGAGGGAUGGCGGGGAGGAGUUGGAUCCGGACGACAGGAUCGUUGAUCGGCACUCGGACAAGACCAAGAGCGGGAUGGAUGACCUGCAGCCGGACGAGCAGGUGAUCGAGAAGUGGGUGGAGAAGCUGGAGACUUCGUUGGAGUCUGCGGUGAAGAACGAGCGUUACAGCGAGGCGAGCACCCUUAGGGACGAGCUAAGCCGAAUGCACAUGGACGACACGUCAGCUGUGCUGAAGACGAACAGCGACUUCUACAACGCGUUCAGCACGAAGAACAUCGAGCUGAUGGGGACUGUGUGGCACAACAGCCCGCACGUUCAGUGCAUCCACCCAGGGGCGAAGCCUCUGCUGGGGUACGACAACAUCGUGAACAUGUGGCGGAACAUGUUCCAGGCGCGGGACAAGGCUUUCAAGAGCACAGCCAUCACUCCCUCCAACGUGAAGGUGCACGUCCGGGGAACCUCGGCCUUCGUCACUUGCACUGAGGAGGUCUCUUCCCCGGGCACUGAGCGGCGGAUGCUGGCGACCAACGUGUUCCGCAAGUUGGGAGGGAGGUGGUACCUGGUGCACCACCAUGCGUCACAAGCUUCUGUUCGCCCUGCCUCCAUCGAAGAUCUCCUGCAAGGGAACUCGGGAGGAGCCCGGGUGAUCAGGUUCGAUGCGUCGUCGCUGCGGGAAGGGGAUGGGCAUGCGAAUGCGGAUGAGAUCGUGGACGAGAUUGUGAGGGCCCUGCAAGGAGCGCUAGAGAAUGCUGAAGAAGCGAACCAGUCGAGCAACGGGGAAGGGAGCGGGAUGGUCGGGAGCAUGAUGUUCGAGUUGUCAGACGACGACAAAGAUGAUGACAUGAGACGUGGUCUGCGAGACGACGGACGCGAUCUUGGAGAUGAUGUGCUGAACGAGAGGGAGUUGAUGGAGGGAGUGACGGAGAGGACUGUGGCGGCGCUGAGGAAGCUGGCGAAGGAAGGACACAUCACGCGGGAUCAGAAGCGCGUCCUCCUAACCGACGUGGUGGAGCAUCACCAGGCGGGAGAGUGCGCAUCGGAGGUUGAGAUCGCGUAUGAGCUGCUCGUCGCAAGGUUCUGUGGGCCUGAGGAGGCUGGUUCUGUCAAGGAAUCCGAAUUCUUGGAAGAUUUUGCCGAUCAGUGCAAAUCCUUGGCAAAGAAACUUCGGUAAAGGAUGUAAAGAAUGAGAAUGAAACACAAGGAAGGG
This is a messenger RNA of Guillardia theta CCMP2712, 1556 nucleotides long. RefSeq lists its product as hypothetical. The transcript is spliced from 7 exons. Gene Ontology annotation, molecular function: protein binding. The coding region runs from base 129 to 1520 and encodes 463 amino acids. The record is from RefSeq and is a predicted model, not a curated record. NCBI's taxonomy places the organism in Eukaryota, Cryptophyceae, Pyrenomonadales, Geminigeraceae.